GUUGACAUCCAGCUGCUCCAUUGAAUUGCUGCGUGCCCCGACCUCGGUUGCUGACGACCAGGGACCCACAGCAGCUCCUCCAGGUCUUCAAGUUCGGAAAACCUGGUGCGAUAUUGCCCAUCAUGUCUUCUGACAGCGGCGAGGAAGACAAUGCCAAAAUGGAGGGGUUCCUGCGAAACUGGAGGCAGACGGCCUUUAAUUCCGGCCAAUUCCAGACAGCAAUCUUCAUUGGCGACAAGCUUCUUGCUCUCACAAAUGACGACAACGACGCCUUCUGGAUGGCCCAAGUCCACUUCUCCACCGGCAAUUACACACGCGCCCAACGUUUCCUUGAGAGCAGGGACCUUGUCCGAAGAAAUCCCUCCUGCCAGUACCUUGCAGCACACUGCCUCGUCAAACAAUCGCGCUUCGACGAGGCCCUGACCGUGCUGGGAGAUCGCGACCCCACCUACCUGAUCAAAUCAAACGAGUCGAGCAAGCGCAAAACCCACUCGGGGGCAACUGCCAGAGCAGCGAGCACCUUGAAACCGUCACGCGAUACACAGAAAGAGGUGGAAGCGAUCAGUCGGCGGUAUGAAGCCGGAAUGUGCUACCUGCGAGGCAUCUGCCAUGCCAAGCUGAACGCUUUUGAUCGUGCCAAGGAGUGCUACAAGAAUGCCGUUCGGAUCGAUGUCCAAUGCUUCGAGGCAUUCAACCAGCUGACCAAGAAUUCUUUACUGUCGUCAGAGGAGGAGUGGGAGUUCCUCCACUCCCUUGACUUCGAUUCCAUCAGCACUGAGGGUGACCUUGACACCUCCCAGGAAAUCGCCAGUUACGUCGAAAUGCUCUACAGCACUCGCUUGUCCAAAUAUCAAAACCAAGAUGCCUUCAACACGGCUUGUGAGAGUCUGGCCACGCACUACAAGCUCAAGGACAACGCGGAUCUUCUCCUGGCCAGGGCGGACUUGCUCUAUACACAAUCCCGCUACAGAGAUGCUCUCGAGAUUACCAAUGCAGUACUUGUCGAUGACAAGUACAAUUUCAGCGUCUAUCCGAUUCAUUUGGCAUGUCUUUACGAACUGAAAGAGAAAAACCUUCUGUUCCUGGUCGCCCACGAGCUUGCUGACAGCCACCCUGAGGAGCCCUGCACGUGGCUUGCUGUUGCUAUCUAUUACUACCUGACAGGGAAAAUUGCCGAAGCACGACGCUAUUCCAGCAAAGCCAGCAUGAUGGACGCUCACUUCGGCCCUGCCUGGAUUGGUUUUGCACACACGUUCGCUGCGGAAGGCGAGCAUGACCAGGCCAUCUCAGCCUACUCGACUGCUGCGAGGUUGUUUAUGGGAACGCAUCUGCCACAGGUGUUCCUGGGUAUGCAGCACCACGCUAUGAACAACAUGACUGUGGCCGAGGAGUUUCUCAACACGGCCUAUGGGUUGUGCAAAACAGACCCACUGCUCUUGAACGAGAUGGGGAUCGUGUACUAUCACCAGAAUCGCCUCAACGAGGCGGUAGACUACUUUAAACAGUCUCUUGCGAUUGCUGAAGAGAUUGACAGCGACCCACAGGCAUGGAUUGUUGCGCGAACCAAUCUAGGCCAUGCCUACCGGCGACAGCGAAAAUCGCAGCAGGCACUCGACGAGUUCGACAUGGUUCUGCGGGAGGGUGGCAAGGACGCGCCCAUAUUCUGCGCAAAAGGUUUGAUAUACCUUGACAGCGGGAAGCCGGAAGAGGCAGUGAACGUCUUGCACGAAGCACUGGCCAUACAUCCACAGGACCCGAUUGCAACUGAGCUUCUGGUGAAAGCGCUGGACGAGUGUUCAAACUCUGGUCAUAUCGUCGGCGAAAUCACCGAUGACGCAGAAUUGGCCGAGUUUGAGCAGGUGUUAGAACAGCGCAAAUAUGCAGCAACAUCGAAGCUGGCGGCCAAGCUCAAUGGCCUCCAUAAUAGGAACAAGGGCAAAGGCAAGGAGAAAGCCGUGGCCCGAGGCCUGUCUCAACCGGAGGGACGGCCAAGCUUGAUGGAAAUGAGUGACGACAACUAAUUCUAUAAUGAGGUUUGACGAAAGGUUUCCGGCAUUUUCAAGGCGUCUCGGCAUGCAUCUUGGUAGGCGUAUAGUUGGCCGGUUCGCGAUUCUCAGCAUUGUCAGAACAAAUGGUCUCGAAAGGCAUGGCAUCCUGUGGAAUAGAUACCAUAUUUUACCAACAACGUUUGGCGGGCUAGCGUCUCACUCUCGCAAUAAUCCCGAUCACGAUUAGUUCUGAGCACAGUUCAAUUUGACUUGCUGAUACGACCCGUCGCUUGCACCAUGCCGGGCAUCUCAUCGACGCCAUUUUUGGCUCUCCAAAGCCCUGUCCUGGGCCAUGCUUUGGCAUUACACGCGCUUAGCUAGCAGCCACUCACAUCACUCGAGUUGACGCCGAAGCGCCACGAAAUAUAUCUACCAGGUCCAAUGA
Molecule: messenger RNA, 2433 nt
Organism: Diaporthe batatas
Lineage: Eukaryota; Fungi; Ascomycota; Sordariomycetes; Diaporthales; Diaporthaceae
Product: anaphase promoting complex subunit CDC16
Exons: 2
Coding region: 123-2021 (632 amino acids)
Biological process (GO): cell division
Molecular function (GO): protein binding
Source: RefSeq, a predicted model, not a curated record